GCCAUCAUGGCCGCAACCUCAGUGUUUCAGAGGCUGAGAACUGGAUCUAAGUUGGGAGCGCAAUAUGACCAGGAAGGCAACCUUAUUCAGGUUGAAACGCGUGAAGAUGAGGAGCAGAAUGUUAAAUUGGCAGAAAUCCUGGAGCUGUUGGUGGCAGCAGGGUACUUCAGGGCUCGGAUCAAAGGGCUUUCUCCGUUUGACAAGGUUGUGGGUGGGAUGACCUGGUGUAUUACAACCUGCAACUUUGACAUAGAUGUAGAUUUACUUUUUCAAGAAAACUCUACAAUUGGUCAGAAAAUAGCGCUUACUGAAAAAAUUGUGUCUGUCUUGCCGAAAAUGAAAUGCCCUCAUCGUCUAGAGCCUCACCAGAUCCAGGGUCUUGACUUCAUUCACAUUUUUCCUGUUGUACAGUGGCUGGUCAAACGUGCCAUUGAACGAGAAGAAAUGGGAGAUUACAUUCGGGCAUACUCUGUGUCACAGUUUCAGAAAACACAUAGCAUUCCAGAGGAUAAUGAUUUUAUGCAGAGAAAAGAGAAGGCCAUUAAAACAGUAAUGGAUGUUUCUGAGGUUUAUAAGCCUCUGCGGAAAUACAAGAGGCAGGUUGAUGCCGAGGAACUAGUUGAUGAAGAAUCCAGAGUACACUCCACAUUGCUGGAGUAUGGAAGACUCCCUGAUUACAUACUGCGAUAUGGAUUUAGCAGGCAAGCUAAACAAGACAAGGCUGAAGAUAAGAAAGCGUCUUUGACACCAGGGCUGCCUCCUGGCAUGUCUGAAGUGUCGGAAGAAGAAGAUCUGCAAGCUGCUGAAGAGCUUCGCAUUAAAACGUUGAUGACCGGAAUGGCUGUCAUGGCAACUGAAGAGGGGAAACUGACUGCAAGCACAGUUGGCCAGAUAGUAGGACUUCAGUCUGAAGAGAUCAAGCAAAUUGCAUCUGAAUAUGCGGAAAAACAGUCGGAGCGCUCUGCUGAAGACCGGCCCGAGAGGUUUGGAGCAGCCCAGCAGCAUCGCAGACUGGUGGCAUCUCUCAACAAACAGAUUGCUCAGAAAUCCAAACAAGUGGAAGAGCUGCAAGCUAAACAUUUGGAGGUCCAAUCGGGAUAUGAAGAAGCCAAGCGUAAAUUGAUGGAGGCUGUGAACUUUACUGAGAAGUUGCAUAAGGAACUUGCUGCUUUAGAAGAACUUGAAUGUCAUGCUGAUUCAAGGUAUGUUUAACUCUUACACAGAGUGUAAAAUUUUCCAAAUGUUUUCACUGGGAUUGUUAUGCAAUGCCUUAAUUACUGUACAGUUUCUUUAACUUCUUUUAUGUAUAAUCACUUCUUGUACGGUUGAUCACAUGGUGUGGUUGCAGGUAGACCAUUGGAGUAAUUUGUUACAGGGAAGCUGCUGCUACUUAUUCUUUUAUAGUCUUGUCUUUUAAAUAUCCAUAUUCAGAACUGAAGUAAAGGAGGAGUGGUUCCAAUGUUGCAGGUGCUAUAAAGUGGUGUAGAAAUUUGUAUGGUUAGCACUUUCUGUAAAUAUCAAAAGGUAAAAAAUAUAUAUUCUUCCAUUUAAAUACUUGCUUGGAUUAAUUUGAAAUUGUAUGUGUAAACUAUACUUUAAGGCUGUAUUCUGUAUCUAUGUAAGUGAUUUAAUGUCCCGUGGGAGUGAAACCCCAGUCUUUUCAAGAAAACACACUGAUAGUUGUGGGUGUGAAUUGCAAGAAUUGUUCAGGAUUAACAUAUUUUCUUACCCUGUGUUGAUAUAAUUGUGUGUCUUUGGUCCUAAUUGGAAGCCAGAGAUGCUUGGUGGAAAUAGCUAAUUUUCCUUUGACAUAAAUUUAAAGUGCAAAGCCAUUCACAGUCAGAUAGAAACCAAAUGACUAUAGCUAGCUAAUAUUCUUGGAAUCAUACUGGUGUAAUUAA
Molecule: messenger RNA, 1901 nt
Organism: Polyodon spathula (Mississippi paddlefish)
Lineage: Eukaryota; Metazoa; Chordata; Actinopteri; Acipenseriformes; Polyodontidae
Product: coiled-coil domain-containing protein 93-like
Biological process (GO): Golgi to plasma membrane transport
Source: RefSeq, a predicted model, not a curated record